Molecule: messenger RNA, 2354 nt
Organism: Pomacea canaliculata
Lineage: Eukaryota; Metazoa; Mollusca; Gastropoda; Architaenioglossa; Ampullariidae
Product: enterin neuropeptides-like
Exons: 4
Coding region: 259-1839 (526 amino acids)
Source: RefSeq, a predicted model, not a curated record
GGUCAACCGAGUAUAAGGUGGGCGGUUUCUGCUUUUCCUCUCACUUUGACUCUCGCAGGCAGAGUAGGCAGCUUGGCGCAAACACCCAGGCCACAACAUAGCCUGAAACGGCCCCGGCUGACUGACGGCGACACCCGAGUGGCGAGCGCCUGUUGGUAUAAAGGCACGCCAGCCCUCGCCUCCUAGAAGUUGUGGCCAGCGGUCAGCUCGCUUCAAGAUAGUUCCAAGUCCAAGCUGAGUGGUGUUGCGAGCACAAACAUGGCUGCCACACGAGACGUCACUUGGCUUCUGUGGCUGCUGCUUGUGAUGGUGUCCUUGGUCCUCACGACAGCUGAAGAAGAUCAUCCUGCUCCGAUAGUAAAGAGGAGCAAACCCUUCUUCGGCAGCCAUUUCCUGUACAAACGGCUUCUCCGACUUCCCUACCAGCGACGCCAGAGCACUCAUUUCACACAUAACUUCAUAGGCAAGCGGUCCCUUGACUCGGAAGACGAGUCCACCGAUGAUCUCGACGGCCUUCUGAAUAUGUACGAAGACGACAGCGAUGACUCGGCUGCCUACGACCUCCACGGGUUGUCCAAGCGCUCGACUUCCUUCAGCCACAAGUUUAUAGGCAAGAGGGUGCCUUCCUUCAACUACCGCUUUCUGGGUAAACGCUUUCCGGACGAUUACGAGGCAGACGCUGAAGAUUUCGUACAUGAAAUCGACGAACGGGCCCCGACAUUCUCCCACAGAUUCAUCGGAAAGAGGAUGCCUGAUGAAGAAUUCACGACCUACGAUCAUGGGCUUGAUGACGAAAGUCUGCCAGAUGAAUACGACAAGCGCGCGCCCUCCUUCAGCCACCGUUUCAUCGGCAAAAGGUUUCCCAAUAGAAUUGAAGAGCGAGCACCCUCUUUCCAGCACAGGUUUAUCGGCAAGAGGAUUCCAUAUGGUUUUGACGAACGGGCACCAUCCUUUCAACACAGGUUCAUCGGCAAGAGGAUUCCAGAUGGUUUAGAGGAACGGGCACCGACAUUCCAACAUAGGUUCAUUGGCAAGAGAAUUCCAGACGGUUUCGAAGAACGGGCACCAACUUUCCAGCACCGGUUUAUCGGCAAGAGGAUGCCAGAUGAUUCUGAGGACCGGGAACCAACUUUCCAGCAUAGGUUCAUCGGCAAGAGGAUUCCAGAUGGCUUCGAAGAACGGGCACCCUCUUUCCAGCAUAGGUUCAUUGGCAAAAGAGAGGCUGACAGUCCCGCCAAACAGUCCGUUGGCCAGGCUGGCGAGGACGAGUUCGAUGUUGAAACUAGAGUUCCUUCCUUUAACUACCGCUUCCUGGGCAAGCGCAUCCCAGACGGCCUUGAGGAACGCGCCAGGACGUUUGGAUACAAGUUCAUCGGAAAGCGUCUGCCUGACGAUAUCGACAUCCGGGCUCCUUCCUUUCAGUACCGCUUCCUGGGUAAGAGAAUACCGGACGGCCUGGAAGAACGCGCCCGACCGGAGUUCGACUACCGGUUCAUCGGCAAGCGGGCCCCUUCCUUUACUUACCGUUUCAUUGGCAAGCGUAUUCCCGAUGGCUUUGAAGAACGCGCCCCAACCUUCAGCCAUCGCUUCCUGGGCAAGAGGCUUCCAGACGGAAUUGACGAACGGGCUCCUACUUUCAGCCACCGAUUUCUCGGCAAACGCCUCUCGGAUUCUAUUAGCGAGAGAGCGCCAUCGUUUUCCCAUCGGUUCAUUGGUAAGCGGACAGACGACAGCAAUGAUGUCAAAGAUGCUUCAGACAAAGAAGUAAACCUGUCCCCUCCCGAGGAUGUGACCUCCGAUACGACAACCAAAGAGCCUAAAGCCUCUGAGGCCAGCUGAAGACUUUCUUCUGUUCUGCUCGAGCGGAAUAGAUCAUUUGUUGCUUCUGGAACAUAAAAGACUUUUAAUCUUAGGGAAAGGUGUGAGUGGCAGCCACGAGGUCUUUAAUCUUGUCUGCUGUCUGUUACUUGAAGCGAUAAAUGCUUUUAUGGCUGCUCUCUUAGUUGUAAGACAAAUGCUAAAUGAACAUCAUGUAGACUAAACGCUCUUAAAGCUAAGGAGGAGCGUAGAAAAGUUAAUGAUUGGCCACACGGUUGGCUUCACAGCCUUAAGAACCAGUCAAGACAGGUUACACUUACCAACAUUCCGUAAAAUUGAACGGGAUCUUUUUUUGGCUAUAUUUUAACAGUGGAAAAGCCAGACUCAGUUUCUCUUUGUCAGUGCUAAUGUGGCCUGCUUUUUUAAAAUUGAAAAGCAUUGCAGCAACUUUUGUAGCGACACAACUGUUAGAGGACUUCCUGGAAAGCUGCGAAGGGGCUGUUAACAUAUCUUUAUAAAGAUGCACAAGACAACAA